This is a messenger RNA of Esox lucius (northern pike), 4546 nucleotides long. It is a transcript of the gene chrm4b, whose product is annotated as cholinergic receptor, muscarinic 4b. The record is from RefSeq and is a predicted model, not a curated record. The transcript has 3 exons. NCBI's taxonomy places the organism in Eukaryota, Metazoa, Chordata, Actinopteri, Esociformes, Esocidae. Gene Ontology annotation, molecular function: G protein-coupled acetylcholine receptor activity. Gene Ontology annotation, cellular component: plasma membrane. Gene Ontology annotation, biological process: adenylate cyclase-activating adrenergic receptor signaling pathway. Bases 3065 to 4384 code for a protein of 439 amino acids.
UGUGUGUGUGUGUGUGUGUGUGUGUGUGUGUGUGUGUGUGUGUGUAGGUUUGUGUGCGUGUCUUUGUGUAGGACAGAAAGCUGGUAUAUGUAGCAUCUCUACGUCAAAGUUACUCUGCCCCAAAUGGCAUGGAUUGGCAAGCGGAGGUGUGCCCAGGCGUGACCGUUCCCAAUUGAAAUUGGAACUGUUCUUCCCUGCUGAACCAGGAAAUGAAUAAAAAUUUAACAAAAAACUUGAAUUCUACGAUCAAUAUUUUUAGAUGGAAUUUUGUAGUCUGUCUUGUCUUUAGUGAUGCAUCGUGCCUAUGGUGAAAGGCAAUGUACUCCAGCAUAUCAUGAUUUCAUUUAACUAAAAGCCCCUGGACAACAUCAGGUGCUAAGAGACCCAACAGACAAAUAUCCUGCACUGUAGAACCCAUAAUGCUAACUGUUGAUGUUUCAAUCGCUAUGUUAUGAUUAUUAUAUUGAUAGUUUAAUUUGGAUGGAAUUGGGUGGGAUUUAGAGACUGGGUUAAAUAAAAUUGUAAAAUUAUCAGACAAAGCCACAUUGAACGUUACCCCCCCAACUCCUUGGUUUUCUGGAAUUCCUGGUUAGAGUAUUCCGGACCUUUGAGUAAGAGCCGAGCGGGAGUGCGUGGGCAGUUGGGGCGGGUGCCCCGAUUUUUAGUUGUUCUUUUAUUGGCUAUUUAGAUGGAAUGCCACGAGUCCCGUGUGCGGCUCGAAGCCAGCUGUUUACUGCAUGUAUGAAAACUGUCUUAGCAAUUAGAAGAGAGUCAAGAUGCCUGGUAGGUGAAAAAGAAAUGAACUAUCUGAAUGCUCCUCCUUGCUUAACUUUAUUUAAUGAAGAUUUUAAAAAGAAAAUUGUCUUUUUGUGUUUGUUGUGUGAAAGAACACUGCACCCCACCACUUCUUUCUUGUCCUGUCACCCUCCACAACAAAACUUUUAACAAUGCAAAUCAGUGAUAUGAACACUCACCUCACACAAACCAGCCUCUCUAACUAUCAAGUUUGUUCACAUCAAUGGCUUUGUUGGUUUUGACUUUUGUGAUGUAGAUGGAGAUUUCUUGACAUAAAUGUGAAAAUGUGAAGUAAAAAUGUUUUUUGUGAGGGGUUGACAAUUGUAUCAGUCCUUAAUGGAAAUUGACAGAUAUUGUAUAGCUAGAACCUGUGUUAUUGAAUCUCUGAACUAAAGUAACCAAAUGUAAUUUAUACUGUUAUUAUAUGCAUUACAUGCAGUUAACACUUCUGUGGGAUGAAAGAGAUUAAAGUCCGUCUUAUAUAGCAGUAGUAGAAAGAUUGAUACAUUGCAAUGCAUUUAGCUGCUAAUAACACUUCAAACAAAGUGACUCCACGUUGGCCAGACACAGUACGCAGUUCUUUUCAAUGUGUAGUAGGGAGUUACUGCUUAGUAAUGGUCACUCCGUACUUGUUUAUUUGUGUUUUGAAGGUCCUUCAUUUAAACUAGAAAUAAGAAGUCCAAGAAUCAAUCCCUGUGGUACUCCACAUUGGCCAAAUGUUGUUGCUGUGUCAACAUGUGUUCCUUACCAUCCUCACCACUGACUAAUGUAAAAAUUUGACAGGCCUGUUGUACUGAGAUUUGCUACUAGAUUAACCAUAUUUAAUCUCUUGGUAAACCAUCAGUAGGUGCUAUAACCAGCUGCCCAGCUCUUCUCAAUUUCAAACAUCUUUAGACUCCCCUUGGCCAACUUUUUAACAUGGCUUUCAGGGUUAUGUUUUGGAUGGAAUUGCAACACUUUCAAGAUAACACUAGAAGGUAAAAUUAACAUUUGUGGAAACAGUAGAAUAUUUGAGAAGUCUCUCUGUACAAUGACAUUUUUCUUGUUUUCUAUAUAAACCUACUCUGACUAUACAGCCUACUCAACACAUUGUUUGGAUGGUAAAUUCAUUCACAUUGUCAUCUGGUACUUAUUGUAUGAAUAAUUGGUGCUAGUUGCCUUCAUCAAGUCUUCAAAGAGACAUUUAAAAGAAUCCAUGAACUGUAUAGGCUACACAACUGAAAAUUAGUUGUCUUGUACUUUCAUAAAUAUUUUUUUGGGGGAGAGGUGUUUAAUUACUCUUACUGACAGGGCCGUAGGAAGCAGAAGCUAGAGGGCCUGGGAUGUAGAGGGGAGACCAAAUGAAUAGACACAACUGGUCGCUAAUGGUCGAGCCACUGUUCAAGUAUUUUCAAUACAAUUAUAGGCCAUUGUGUUAUAAUGGUAAUUUGGUUAUGCUUUUGAAAGUUAGAUGUUCAUGUUAGUUUAGUCAUGUCAAGUGUUUAAAUGUUUGUUUAGCAGUAAUAGUGCAUUUACAGAACAGCAUGUGUAAACUACACAUUAGUGAUGUUUUCUUUUUUUAAGCAGAACUAUGGGUGAUUGUUCACUGUAUGCAGUGUGUGGUGUUUAAAUACACUUGAAAGUAGGGUUUCAAAAGUCUUUGGAAAAUAAGCAAGGACUUUGAUGUCCUAGUUCUGAGGGUGAGCUGGUUCUACCGUUGCUGUGGCAGUACAGUGAAAUGCUUAGAUUUGUCUAUGUGGACGUUGCUCUGCUGCAGUGGUGGGGCGACCAGGAGACCAGAUUGGGUAGAAUUAAGAGGUCAGGUUGGGUUUGAGCUUGAAGGUAGUAAGGGGGAGUUCCUCAAGCUGCUUUGUAGGCAGGAAUAGUUUUUCUAAUGGUUGCUAACUAACUGGAAGAUGCCUAGUGUGUGUGGAGGGCUGGGCUGAAGGAUAACUGGGGGAGGUUGAGAAGCCCACCAGCCAGUGGUCCAGAUGUGCCUGGAAUAGGAGCUGCGCUACUUCAUGUGUAAGAUCUGUGAGGUCUGCAGCGUCACUAGGAGUUGCCAGUGUUUCAUUGCUGGAGGGCGUGACCUAAUUGGGACAGAACAACACAUGGCAUCUGACACACAGAGACACAGACUCCUCAGAGAGAGGAGAUGCUAUUGCUGUGUGUAAGUCACUUGUUCGUUGGUUAUGAAGAUAUUUAUUGGAACAAAACUGGGAUGGUGCACAGCUUAUUAUGUUUGGUCUGUUUGUUUUUGCUUAUAUCCACAACCAAUAGAUAAUACAAUAUGGAUGGCACAAAUUACACUCAAGAGACUCAGAGACUUCCUUCUCAUUUUAUUGGCAACAAAGUUCCUUUAUGUGGAAUGGAAUACAAUGUCAGCUGGGUCCAUUCCCAUGACAACUCCUCUGUAAAGUAUGAAAUACCUAGCUGCCCAUACACCACAGUUGAGCUCAUCGUUAUUGUCGUGGUUACUGGGUCUCUUAGCUUUAUCACUGUCCUGGGCAAUAUUCUGGUGAUGCUGUCAAUCAAAGUCAACCGCCGCCUCCAAACGGUCAACAACUACUUCCUGUUCAGCCUGGCGUGCGCUGACCUCAUCAUCGGUCUGCUAUCCAUGAACCUCUACACACUCUACAUCAUCAAGGGCUACUGGCCUCUGGGCGAGGUUGUCUGUGACUUGUGGUUGGCCUUGGACUACGUGGUCAGCAACGCAUCAGUUAUGAACCUCCUGAUCAUCAGCUUUGACCGCUACUUCUGUGUGACCCAACCUUUGACCUACCCAGCUAGGCGGACCACCAGACUGGCUGGACUGAUGAUUGCGGCGGCCUGGCUUUUAUCUCUGUUUCUCUGGGCCCCGGCCAUCCUCUUUUGGCAGUCCCUGGUGGGCAAACGCAUAGUCCCUAAUGGGGAGUGCUACAUCCAGCUCCUGUCCAAUCCUGCGGUCACACUGGUAACGACGGUCCCUGCGUUCUACCUGCCCGCGAUCAUUAUGAUUGUCCUGUAUGCCCGUAUAUCUUUUGCCAGCCGCAGUAACUACACGGCAGAGCUGAAGAGAGCGAGGCCCUCUAGUGGACAACCAAAACACAGCAGCCUCCAUAAGAGGAGCGGUGUCUUGACUCCAAAAUGUGUAGAGCAUAGGAACAACUCGACCAUUAGCAUUGAAGAUGAGACCAGUAUCCGCCCUGAGCAGGGGAUCAUCAGCCACACAUGGAGUGCAGAGCACUCCACAACUAAGCCCUCCCAGCAAAGCUUAAUACUCAAUCACUCCACAGAAACUAGUGCACCUGGAAAAAAAAAAUCCCCAGUGCCUGGAAAGGCCCAGGUAAAAGGAAGCAGACAGACAGCAGUGAGAGAGAGGAAAGUGGCAAAGACUAUUUCUGCGGUUCUUUUGGCUUUCAUUCUUACCUGGACUCCGUACAGUGUCAUGGCUGUCAUCGGCACCUACUGUCACUUCUGCAUUCCAGGCACCAUGUGGACCAUGGGCUACUGGCUGUGUUAUAUCAACAGCACCGUUAACCCAGUGUGUUAUGCUCUGUGUAAUGUCACCUUCAGAAAGACCUUCAAGAACUUGCUGAGGUGUCAGUUCCAAAACACGGAGGUAAAGUGAGGAUGGUGUAAACUAUUGUAACACCACAGUCAUAUUUGAAUAUUGGUAUCAUAUUGGUAAUAGUUAAUGUCAAAUAGUAUUUUAUAGGACAUAUUACAUAAACAGCUAUCAAUAAAAGGAAUUACAUUCAAAAUUCCAUAUAAAAUUGUAUACAGUGACUGU